AUGGACGGCCAGCUCCUCCUGGUGUUGCUGCUGCUUGGGGCCUCCGGGCUGCGGGGACAGGGGGCCGGGGGUCCCGAAGAGGCGCCCCCCGAGGAGGAAGAUGGGGUGUUGGUGCUGAGCCAGCACACCCUGGGCCGCGCCCUGCAGGAGCACCCCGCUCUGCUGGUGGAGUUCUGCCCCCGCGAGGCCCAGGGCAUCACCGAGUGGCUGAAGCGGCGAGUGGGGCCCAGCGCCACCCGGCUGGAGGACGAGGAGGGCGCCCAGGCGCUGAUCGAGGCCAGGGACGUGGUGGUCAUUGGCUUUUUCCAGGACUUGCAGGACGAGGAUGUGGCCACCUUCCUGGCCCUGGCCCAGGACGCUCUGGACAUGACCUUUGGCCUCACGGACCGGCCGCAGCUCUUUCAGAAGUUUGGCCUCACCCAGGACAGCGUGGUCCUCUUCAAGAAGUUUGACGAGGGCCGGGCAGACUUCCCAGUGGACGUGGAGCUGGGCCUGGACUUGGGGGACCUGUCCCACUUCCUCCUCACGCACAGCCUGCGCCUGGUCACGGAGUUCAACAGCGAGACCUCACCUAAGAUCUUUGCAGCCAAGAUCCUCAACCACCUGCUGCUGUUUGUCAACCAGACACUAGCCCCACACCGGGAGCUGCUGACGGGCUUCCGGGAGGCGGCUCCCCCAUUCCGGGGGCAGGUGCUGUUCGUGGUGGUGGACAUCGCGGCUGACAACAGCCACGUGCUGCAGUACUUCGGCCUCAGGGCCGAGGAGGCCCCCACUCUGCGCUUCAUCAACAUGGAGACCACCAAGAAGUACGCGCCUGCAGCGGGUGGGCCACUCAGCGCGGACUCGGUGGCCGCCUUCUGCCACGCUGUCCUGGGCGGCCAGAUCAAGCCUUAUCUGCUGAGCCAGGACGUCCCUCCCGACUGGGACCAGAGGCCAGUCAAGACCCUCGUGGGCAAGAAUUUUGAGCAGGUGGCUUUUGACGAA
This is a messenger RNA of Condylura cristata (star-nosed mole), 984 nucleotides long. It is a transcript of the gene PDIA2, whose product is annotated as protein disulfide isomerase family A, member 2. NCBI's taxonomy places the organism in Eukaryota, Metazoa, Chordata, Mammalia, Eulipotyphla, Talpidae. Gene Ontology annotation, cellular component: endoplasmic reticulum. The annotation marks the transcript as partial. The record is from RefSeq and is a predicted model, not a curated record. The transcript is spliced from 7 exons. Gene Ontology annotation, biological process: response to endoplasmic reticulum stress; protein folding.